This is a messenger RNA of Podarcis muralis (Common wall lizard), 972 nucleotides long. RefSeq names its product polycomb group ring finger 1 (gene PCGF1). The record is from RefSeq and is a predicted model, not a curated record. Gene Ontology annotation, biological process: negative regulation of transcription by RNA polymerase II. Gene Ontology annotation, molecular function: promoter-specific chromatin binding. Gene Ontology annotation, cellular component: PRC1 complex. NCBI's taxonomy places the organism in Eukaryota, Metazoa, Chordata, Lepidosauria, Squamata, Lacertidae.
CAGGCCCCGCCCCCGGCCAACCCGGAAGUGGGCGAGGCGGCUCCAAGAUGGCGUCUCCUCCUCAGGGGGGCCCCAUGGCCAUCGCGAUGCGGCUCCGCAACCAGCUCCAGGCCGUCUACAAGAUGGACCCGCUCCGCAACGAGGAGGAGGUGAGGGUGAAGAUGAAGGAGCUGAACGAGCACAUUGUCUGCUUCCUUUGCGCCGGAUACUUCAUCGAUGCCACGACCAUCACCGAAUGCCUGCACACCUUCUGCAAGAGCUGCAUCGUGAAGUACCUGCAGACCAGCAAGUACUGCCCCAUGUGCAGCACCAAGAUCCACGAGACGCAGCCCCUGCUCAACCUCAAGCUAGACCGCGUCAUGCAGGACAUCGUCUACAAGCUGGUGCCGGGCCUGCAGGAGAGCGAGGAGAAGAGGAUCCGUGAGUUCUACCAAUCCCGCGGCCUGGAGCGCGUCAGCCAACCCAGCAACGAAGACUCGGCCUCUGACCGCGUGGGCCUGCCCUACACCACCUUUGACCACUCGCGGGCCCAUUAUUACCGCUUCGACGAGCACGUCUUGCUGUGCCUGGAGAAACAGAGUUCCGGGAAAGAGAAGAACAAGCACAUCCUGCAGCACAAAUACGUUCGCUGCUCGGUACGGGCCCAGGUCCGCCACCUCCGCCGGGUUCUGUGCUGCCGAUUAGAGCUGCCGCUACAACACGUGCAGAUCCUCUUCAACAACGAGGUGCUCCCCGACCACAUGACCCUGAAGCAGCUCUGGCUUUCUCGCUGGUUUGGCAAGCCGGCGCCUCUGCUGCUCAACUACAGCGUGAAGGAGAAGAGGAGGUAGGGGGGCCGUCGGACGGGCUGCAGCCCCAGCAUCGCCCCCCCACCUGCCCCCCCGCCUGCCCUCCCUCCCGCCUUUUAACUUAAGCCCUGCCUUCUCUUCGAUACGAGUCUAUUUUUUGGAAUAAAAGAGCUGAAAAACCGCA